ACUCAGGCCAUGCGCAUCGUGCGGACAGUCGGUCAGGCGUUUGAGGUGUGUCAUAAGCUCAGUCUGCAGCAUGCAGAGCAGGAUGCUGACGGUCAGGCGGACGGGGAGAGUGACAAGUCGACGGAGGAGCCCAGCAGCAACGGCCGUAAACUGACGGGAGCAGAGCGAGGGGAGGAAGACGAGGACGGCAAACACGGAGGAAGGCGGGGAGGAGAGGAUCCUUCAGCUGGCGCUUCACUGUGUGAGAAGGCGGUCAGUGAAAUCCUGCAGAGCCUGGCUGAGCUAAACGUCGUCAAACCUGGACAGACCAUCAUGGACUUUGAUCGAAGGUCCGUCUACACUGUGACAUCCCAAGGCGUCACUCCCAGAAGCCCUUGCUCUCCGUCUCUCACUCCGCUGGCUUCUCAGCACUACCUGCAGCUCCUUCAGCAGCAGCUGCAGCAGCAACAGCAGCACACACAGGUGGCCGUCGCUCAGGUGCAGCUGCUGAAAGAUCAAAUGGCAGCAGAGACGGCUGCUCGUAUGGAGGCUCAGGCCCGCGUCCACCAGCUGCUGCUGCAGAACAGGGACUUGCUGCAGCACCUGGCCCUGCUGGUGCAGCAGCUGAAAGAGCUGGAGGCCCGCUCCCCGAAAACAACUCAAGCAGGGCAGCCGCAACAGGAGCCUCAAGCUAAUGGGCACAAUGGCCAGCAGUCAGCGAGCAGCUCAGUCUGCGCGUCAGUAAAGUCUCUCUCCUUGAAUCUAAAGAAUCACUACAGUCAGACCCUGGACCAGCUCAUCACCUCCACACCCGCAUGGCCGCUCCACGCCUCACCCCUCUCCCCCGCCCAGGUGGACUGUGCCGAGUCGUACCUCAACCUGCUCAACCUGGAGAACAGCACCAAACCGGGGGGCUCGGUCGAAGACCUGGACCCCUUCAUCAGGGCCAACGGCACCGCGGAGGGCAAAGAGAACUCCUGCAGCGAGAUCGUCCCGUUCACGUCGAGGAACUCCACCAACAUGGAUGAAAAGUAUGAACAGAUAAUCCCCAAACUUGACCCUCCUCCGCCCUCCAUGAACCGCAAGAGGGCGAGCAGGACAUUGUCUCCGGGGUCAGAGGUCAUAGCCGUGCCCACGCCUGGAGAGGUCACCGCUAAUGACGCAGCCCCGAGCCGCAGCAGCAGCCUCUCCUUCCCAGACAUCACCCCCAGCUCCCUGUCCUCCGCCGACUUCCACUCCCUCAGCAACGGCGAGAGCAGCUCCUGUUCGGCCAGCGAGGACUCGGGCGUCCGCUCCGAGACCAAGUCGCUGAUGUCGCCCCUGCGCGACGACGACGACCUGUUCGGGGACCGCGGGACGUUUUUGACGGCCUCCAGCGGCUGCGACAGUCCCCUGGAGGAGGGAGGCGAAGUCUCACCCUCUGAGCCGUACCCUCCUGAACCCCCCAUCCUCACCUCACAUUCGGACACCUGCGAUCACCCACUGCCUUUCUCCUCUCCUAUGAAUGAUACCUGCCUCCACAUCAGUUUUUCGGAGGACGAGCUGCUGGAGAGCAGCCAAGAAGACCCUGCUGUCCCACAGCGGAGUUAGGAACAUGCUCCUCCUUUUAAUCCAAUAUUUACUAUCAGACCCUCCUGUGUUUGCACUGGGCUCCAUUUCAGGACCUUUAAUUGUUCCAUCCACUUGUGACACAGUACAGACAUAGCAUAUACCAGUUACUGAGAAGUACUCUAUUGUAUAAAUUAUUAGCCAAUGGACAGAUUUAGUAUUUUUGUAAUGGAAUUAAUGAUCUAAUUUACUUCUUAGUGACUAGAAUGUUAAGCAGAAUACAUGUAGCAAUUCUUGCACUGUUAAAGUCACACAUAAUUUACCGUAGAGUUUAAAAACAACAAGGGAACACAUUUUAUUUUUGCUAGUAGUCCUUUAAAACAUUAUUUUGUAUGAUGCUUCACUGUGGUGCAAACUAUUGUGGAAAUCCCAUUUUCUGCAGAUUUCACAGAGUAAAUGUUGGUGAUGUUGGGAAGAGCCUCUCCUUCUGCAAAGCACCCGACUGGAUGAUGGAAAGAAAAGAACAAGAAAGUCAGUAAAGGGGAAAAUGGGAGGAUAGAGGUGAGCAGAUGUAGUUGUGUUUUGGUUUCUCCACAACCAUUUGUGGUUGUGUAUUACGUUUUCGUGCUGUCAAAGGCAAGUGAGUUUUAGAAUGUGUUUUCUUGCUCUCUAUUUGGGGUUUUCAGACUUGUGGGCCUUAAAAUAGCGCUGGGAAAGUUAGUGAAGGUAUUUUGUGUUCUGCAUUGAAUCGAGUCUUUAUGUAGCACGGCUGCAAUCCUAAAAUCUGAAAAGAUUUUUUUUGUAUUGAAUUUAAAGUAUUUCAGUUUUGAGAGACAGCACGGGAAGAAAGCAAAUCUUCAAACAUUGACAUGACGAGCGAGUAGCCAUGAAAGCUUUGGAUUGCACCUGUCUGAGUGGGGAGACUGUGUUAAAAUGAACCCUGAGACUCAAUGGGAGGAUAAUUGGGGAUCACAGAGGCCUCUGGAGAAAGACAGCCUGGCAGAUGGAUUUUCUCUUCUGUGCCUCUCUCUUUGUGAAAACUUGAAUAUCCAACAAAUGUGCUGCAUUUUCAGCUGUAGGCAUAAAUUAAGCUGACAUUGUCGCAACACAUGCAGUAUGCUGUAUGUUGUUGAUACACGUGUGUAAUUUAACCUCAACGGUGGGAACAUCGUUUUCACUUUAGUAACGUACAUCAGUGUGGAGCUGCAACAAGCAGCUGAUGAACAGAAAAUAAAUCUGUUGCUAAACUAUCUUAACAACAUUUUAACUCAAUGUUGAUAGAUCAGCUGACAGUGAAAACAGCUGUUAGUUGCAGCCUUUUAUAAAUAUAUGUAGAAAACAAAGGUGUUGUUGAGCUGAAUAUGUAAAAAAUAUGAAAUGUAGAUGAAAUUCAAACUAAUCAAUAGUUUCGGGUCAAUUUUUGGUUAAAAAAAAUGCCAAAAUGUUCUGGUUGCCGCUUCUAAAAUAUAACUAUAUUUAAGUUUUUUUAAUUCAAUACAACUGGUGGAAAAAUAAUCAGCAAGUGACUGAUGAUGUUUGUUUGUUCUCCCCACAAGAGUAGCUGUUUAAAUUUGAAUUUAAAGGGAUUCUACUGCUUUGUUAAUGGCGUUAUCUUAAGUGUACUGGGGUUAUCUUUGACGAGUAGAAGUGAAACUAAAUGAACUGGAGAGUUAAGCAGCUGAGGUGUUACAGGGUUGUCAAGGUGCAGGUGUAAAAAGCCCCAAAUGAAAAACUUUUUACACCCAGAAAUGAGGCUUUUCCCAACAUCACAUGUGGCAGGGAGCUUAACAGCAAUAACCAUGGAUGGAAAAAAAUAAUAAAGAGGAAUAGUUGAAAAACAUCCGCAAUUAAC
Stegastes partitus (bicolor damselfish) is the source of this 3379-nucleotide messenger RNA. RefSeq lists its product as uncharacterized. The annotation marks the transcript as partial. The record is from RefSeq and is a predicted model, not a curated record. Gene Ontology annotation, molecular function: nitric-oxide synthase binding. The transcript has 6 exons. Lineage: Eukaryota; Metazoa; Chordata; Actinopteri; Pomacentridae.